AUGCUUUCUGAAGCUGCUGGAACUCUCAUACACAUUAUAUCAUCACGCUACUCGAGGCAACCUGAUUUGGUGAUUAAGCAUGAGCUGAUGCAAGUUCUUUUAAACCUUUUGGACACAUAUAGUGUUUGUGAGAAGGCUGUGGAGGAAUUGCGAAAAGUUGCUUCCCACCCUGUGAAUCGUAAUUAUGCUUUUCGGCAUGGGGCUUUGGAUACUUUGCUGAAUAAGUUGGACACUACCAAUGUUUCAAUGAUGAGAAAACACUUUUUGACUAUAUCAAAGUUUUGUGGAGGCAUAAUACAACCUCUUUUUAAUAAGGUGAGACCAGCAAUUAAAGCUUUUUGUAACCUUGUCUAUGCAAAUGAUGAUAAAGAGGUGCUAAGUAAUGCAUGCAAGGCGCUUUCUUACCUUACUAGUACAUUAGAUUUGUCCUUCAGUAACAGUAGUAGUAUUUGGGGUGUAGAAAAAUGCGAUUUUAUUGAUGAUGUAAGCGAGAGUGAGGUUGUUGAUGCCUUCCAUGAGGCGGAUGUUCUUUUGGUGCUGCUUAAACUCAUCAACAAAUAUAGCACUCCUUCAAUAAUCGCCCCUGCCAUCCGUACUGUUCUAUCUAUUAGUACAGAUGAUGACAAAAAGAGGAUUUGCAUACCUGAGACGGAUCCGGCCAGUGUCAAAAUAGAUCCAAAGACCAGGAAGGAGUACAAUGAAGCUGAUAGGAAGGCUGUAAAAAAGAAUUACAAAACAAAGAAAAUUCUUAUUUGCGGUAUUAGACCAGAUGAGUACAAUCGUAUCUUGUCAUGCCAAUCUGCAAAGGAGAUCUGGGAUGCUCUUCAAGAUGCUCAUGAGGGAACUAGCAAGUGA
Messenger RNA from Lycium ferocissimum, 855 nucleotides. Its product is annotated as importin subunit alpha-1a-like. NCBI's taxonomy places the organism in Eukaryota, Viridiplantae, Streptophyta, Magnoliopsida, Solanales, Solanaceae. Gene Ontology annotation, biological process: NLS-bearing protein import into nucleus. Gene Ontology annotation, molecular function: protein binding; nuclear import signal receptor activity. Gene Ontology annotation, cellular component: nucleus. The coding region runs from base 1 to 855 and encodes 284 amino acids. The record is from RefSeq and is a predicted model, not a curated record. The transcript has 6 exons.